Molecule: messenger RNA, 2222 nt
Organism: Lineus longissimus
Lineage: Eukaryota; Metazoa; Nemertea; Pilidiophora; Heteronemertea; Lineidae
Product: mammalian ependymin-related protein 1-like
Exons: 6
Coding region: 43-630 (195 amino acids)
Biological process (GO): cell-matrix adhesion
Cellular component (GO): extracellular region; lysosome
Molecular function (GO): calcium ion binding
Source: RefSeq, a predicted model, not a curated record
CUCUGUGACUUUGUACUGACCACUUUCUCCAAAACUCCCACCAUGACGAAGUUCUGUAUGUUUGUUUUAGCGGCGUGCCUGGCUUACGUAAACGCCCAGAUUCCAAAGCCGUGUGCUGCUCCAAAGGAAUGGGAAGCACGGAUAGCAGAGUACGACCCAGCAAAAAAAUUUGACCGCCAUGGAAAAGUGUCGUACGAUUAUGCUAAUCUUCGCGUGAGGCUUAUUGAAGACGAGACCGUUGAAGGCAAGGAGCAAUUUGAAGAUGUCCUUUACCUUCAUGAUGCAGGUGUUGAAUACAGGCUUGACAUAAAGACCAGAAAAUGUGAAAGGAGGCCCAUUUCGCGGCCAUUCCCCGCGCUGCAUGUGCCAAGCAAUGCUACAUGGUAUGGCGAGUACUACAUCGGAACGUCUUCCAAUCACGGAGCUGGUGUCCUCGUGGAUGUCUGGGGUGGUCACUUCGAAGAUGGAAGCAGGGCGAAUGGAGAAUGGACCCAGAGGGACUGCCUACCAAUCUCCUUCACAAGUUACAAACCUAAUGAAGGAUAUUUCAUCUGGAAGCACUACGACUACACCCUCGGAAUCUCAGAUCCCAUGGUGUUCAUCCCUCCAAAGGAAUGUCUGUCGCUGUGAUCACAUCAAGGGUGGAAUAUAGAAAAUGGAAAAUGCCAACUGGUGAUGCUAUUUAUAGGAUAGAAAUACAUUUGUCUGGUGUCUUCGAAACUGCUCAUAUUUGUGGCUGAGCUUUUUAAAAAGCUCACGAGUCAUUGAAAGUUCGUUGUCGAUACAGCUCCCAACAGUACAAAGUGUUUUUCAUAUCGAUCUGGCCAAAGUUUGAAUGUACUCAGUUGAACUCAGGAAUGUGAUCAGAUCACAUUUCCCAAAGGAAAGCGAUUUUGCAGAACACUAGAUUUUCCUAAGGGUAGGCCGAACCAAUGCUCUUUCACGGCGUUAACAAAAGCCGGUCAAAUAUAUGCAUGUCACCGGCUGCCCAGGGCUGCGUAACAUAACUUUUUGUGAUCACACUAUUACAGUCAAGUGACAAGCAGCUAAAUACCUAGCAAGACCAGAUCUAUCUGAAAAACACCUUGAAAUAGAUAUGCCACCCGAUUAUGCACGAAGAACAUUUCAUAAUCUACCAGAUUAGAAUACUAUCACUCGUUUAUCGUCCUGUUAUUAUAUCAAACCUAUUGAAGAACAUGAUACGUCUACCGAUCAGUCAAUGUCAGUGCAACCAAGGAGAAAGCAUUCUUCUCCUUGGUGGAGCUGAGGGCCUUGGCACCUCUCGCUUGAAACACAGGUUAUAACUUCAAACAAACCACUAUUACUACAUACAAUACUCACAUAUACUGUAAUUUCUUUCCUCAGAUUAACAGUCCGGAAUAAGCCCGCCAAGAAUAUUUUUAACCAGUAAUGCCCAAUGAUCGUUAUUUCCAUUGAGUACGCCCGUCUUUGAUAUCACAUGGUGUGGUUUGGAGUCGGGUCAGUUCUGAAUGUGUUUCAAACGUAAUUAUGAUGUCAUCCCAUAGGCUUUGAGUUAUGAGUGGAAAUGAGCACGGAAAUUGAUGAUGUAUAUGGGGUAUGUGUGACCCCUCCUACAUACAUGAAUAGAUAAUAAUCCUGAUGUACGAACUGUUAAUUUCAGGAAAGAAAGAACAGUAUAUUUGAUGAUAGCAGCAAUGUUAAUGCUUAAUCGUUUAAAGCUACCUUCCAAAAUAUGCUAAUAACAUCAGUAACAAGGUCACAGAGCAUGCUCCGCACAAAACUCUCUCCAUUUUCCACUUACACAGUUGAACUAACAAUGAGUGGGCCCAUACGUGAGACAAAACGUUACCAGAUUGUGACUCGUGGCUGGGAAUGAUAGGACCCCGACCCAUGAUCACUGCCAAAUUUUAUAUGCGAGACAAAAAGUUCCCAGAUUGUGUCUCGUGGCUGUGAAUGAUAGGACCCCGACCCAUGAUCACUGCCAAACUUCAUACGUAAGACAAAAAGUUACCAGAUUGUGACUCGUGGCUGGGAAUGAUAGGACCCCGACCCCUGAUCAUUGCCAAAAUUCAUACUUGAGACAAAAAUUUACCAGACUGUGACUGGCAGCUGGGAAUGAGAGGACCAAACCGCCCCAACCCCUCAUACUCCUGGCACAUAGAGGAAAAAGGUCUCUCAUUGUGACAUGUUGUUGGAAAUGUUACCGCCUGUAGCCGCCCAUCCUCACUGCUAAAAUGAAA